AUGGCUACUUCCUUCUUGCAGAGCUCUUCUUCUACCUACGCUGGUGGCUUUGGGGGUAGUGGAAGCAGUGGCUCUCGCCUUUCCUCAGUCCGAACAGGAGGAAUCUGCCGAGCUCCAAGCAUACAUGGAGGAUCUGGUGGCAGGGGUGUCUCCAUCUCUUCAGCUAGGUAUGUCUCCUCUGUAGGAGGUGGAUACGGUGGUGGCUUGUCUUCUGGAUUUGGCAGUAGUUAUGGAGGAGGCUACAGUGGCUUUGGUGGUGGUGCAGCCUGUGGCUUUGGUGGUGGAGCUGGCUUUGGUGGAGGGGCUGGCUUUGGAGGAGGUUUUGGUGGUGGUGAUGGCCUCCUCUCUGGAAAUGAAAAGAUAACUAUGCAGAAUCUGAAUGACCGUCUGGCUUCGUACCUGGACAAGGUACGAGCACUGGAAGAGGCAAAUUCAGAUUUAGAAGUUAAAAUCCGAGACUGGUAUCAGAAGCAGGCACCCACCAGCCCAGCCCGGGACUACAGUAAUUAUUACAAGAUCAUUGAAGAUCUCCGAGAUAAGAUCCUUGCAGCUACUAUUGACAAUUCCAGAGUCAUUUUGGAGAUUGACAAUGCCAGGCUGGCUGCAGAUGACUUCAGACUGAAAUACGAGAAUGAGCUGUUCCUGCGCCAGAGCGUAGAGUCCGACAUCAACGGCCUGCGCAGAGUCCUGGAUGAGCUGACUCUGUCCAGAGCUGACCUGGAGAUGCAGAUUGAAACACUGAAGGAGGAGCUGGCCUACCUCAAGAAGAACCAUGAGGAGGAAAUGAAAGAGUAUUCAAAUCAGCUAAGUGGAACGGUCAACGUGGAAAUGGAUGCAGCUCCUGGCAUCGACCUGACCAGAAUUCUCUCUGAGAUGAGGGAGCAGUAUGAAGCUCUGGCUGAGAAGAACCGUAAAGAUGCCGAGGCCUGGUUCUUCACUCAGACUGAUGAGCUGAACCGUGAAGUAGCCACCCAUACAGAACAGAUACAGACUGGCAAAUCGGAGAUCACGGAACUGAGACGCACGGUCCAGGGUCUGGAGAUUGAGCUCCAGUCGCAACUCAGCAUGAAAGCUGGACUGGAAGCCAAUUUGCGAGAUACAGAAGGACGAUACUGUGCACAGCUGGCACAGAUUCAGGCCCUCAUCACCAGUGUUGAGGAGCAAUUGAGUGAACUUCGAUGCGACAUGGAGCGUCAGAACCAGGAGUACAGAAUGCUCAUGGACAUCAAAAGUCGCCUGGAGCAGGAAAUCGCCACGUACCGCCAGUUGCUGGAGGGCCAGGAUUCUCAGAUGUCAGGAGUGAACCCUAAGGAUGCAUCUCUGAGCAGUGGAAGAGUUCGUGUGGGCGUGGAAGAUGAUGGAAAAUCUGCUUCUACUCGUGAAAGGAGAUUCUAA
Cariama cristata (Red-legged seriema) is the source of this 1395-nucleotide messenger RNA. RefSeq names its product keratin, type I cytoskeletal 15-like. Gene Ontology annotation, molecular function: structural molecule activity. The record is from RefSeq and is a predicted model, not a curated record. The transcript is spliced from 8 exons. Lineage: Eukaryota; Metazoa; Chordata; Aves; Cariamiformes; Cariamidae. The coding region runs from base 1 to 1395 and encodes 464 amino acids.